AUGAUGUUUUUUAUUUGGAAGUAACUAUGAAGCCACACAUGGCAUGAAAAUAAUGUACGAUUUCACGUGGAGAUAGCUUCUCCAUGAUAUCUCUUCAACCAAACAUCACUUUAAUGUUUGAUGACACAUUCACACUCUAUAUAAGGACGAUCGGUAGGAUGAUGAAAUUAAACCAAGUGAAGUAGCUCCAAAAAAAGGAAGGGGAAAAAAAAAAAUGGAGAAGUCACCAGCCUCUGAUCAUGUAAUUCAGUUCAUGGAUGAACAAGAUCACAGGAAGAGUACCGAUGAUGGUAAUUACAUGGCAGAAAUAAAACCUACCCAAAAUCCUUCAAAAUUUCAAACAAUUCGUCGCUUCACUUUCUCAAAACCAAAAGCUCGAGUCUUUGAGUUUUAUAGUACUGCUCCGAUCUUCCAAAAAACUUUCAAUUCAGACGACGAUUCUGAUGAGUCGUUCAAGCCCUCGUGUGAAAAGGAUGAAGAUAGUGAUGAUGAAUAUGAUCAGGAAUAUGGAAAAGAUGAUCAAGAAGGAAUAUUUGAUAUUAACGAAGAGUGCAAAAAAAAGACGAGAAAAAUCCCUAUUAGGCUUUUACUUGAAUGGUUGUUUUUGUUACUUCCAACAUCUUGUUUAAUAUGUGCUCUUACAAUUUCACCUCUCAGGAACAAUCCCUUAUGGGGUCUUCACUUGUGGAAAUGGUGCCUGCUGAUUCUUAUCAUAUUCAGUGGUCGCCUUAUUUCAAGUUUGGUCAUUCGAUUCCUAGUCUUCCUUAUUGAGAGAAACUUCAUGCUCCGCGAGAAGUUGUUGUAUUUCGUAUAUGGUCUUAGGAAAAGCUUCCAAAAUUGUGUUUGGUUAGGUCUUGUCCUUUUGUCUUUGAAUUUCAUGUUCAACUCGAAGCUCAACAAAAAAAACAAGAUGCUGACGAAAUUACGCGAAGCUUUACUGGCCUUACUCAUUGCUGCAACGAUCUGGCCUGUUAAGAUCAUUCUAGUCAAAGUUUUAGCUUCGUCUUUUUUCGUUGCUACUUACUUUGAUCGUAUGAAGGAAAGUGUUUUCCAUCACUAUGUUCUAGACGCACUUUCCGGUCCGCCAGUUGAUGUCAAAGAAAGGCAUAAAUUGAAAGAAUUGAGGAAAUUGUCCAAGCUAAAGAAGCUGAGUAUGCAAAGCAAGUCAUCAGCAUGGAGCGUGAAGAGGUUGGCUAAUUAUGUAAGGUUCUUUGGGUUGUCAACAAUUUCUAAGAGUGUGGAUGAGUUUGGGAACACUGAAACUAAGAUUACUAGUGAAAUGGAGGCUAGAAAUUGUUCCAGAAAGAUCUUCAAGAACGUGGCCAAUCAUGGUGCCAAGUACAUCGAGGAGGAAGACCUAAUGAGGUUCCUGAAUAGAGUAGAGAUAACCACCAUAUUCCCACUCUUUGAAGGAGCUGUUGAAACUGGACGGAUCACGAAAUCUGCCUUCAGAAAUUGGGUGGUACGAGCAUACUAUGAGAGGAAGUACUUGGCACACUCAUUGAAUGAUACAAAGACAGCAGUGCAACAACUUCACAAGUUAGCAAGUGGGAUAGUGAGUUUCAUAUUAAUUGUGAUUUCACUCUUAGUGAUGGGACUCUUGUCCACACAAAUACUUGCUCUUCUCCUAUCCCAACUUGUCCUUUUGGGAUUUGCUUUCCAAAACACUUGCAAGACUAUCUUCGAAUCCAUCAUCUUUGUGUUUGUUGUCCAUCCUUUUGACAUUGGUGAUCGUUGUGUUGUCGAUGGAGUUCAGAUGAUAGUUGAAGAGAUGAAUAUAUUGACGACAGUAUUUCUCCGUUACGACAAUGAGAAAAUAUACUACCCGAAUGCAGUUUUGAUCACAAAGCCAAUAAGCAACUUUUAUAGAAGCCCUGAAAUGUGCGACACGAUUUCCUUUGAUAUUGAUACCAACACUUCUAUGGACACCAUCAUAGCCCUAAAAAAGGCCAUUCAAUUGUACAUCGAGAGCAAGCCAAAGUAUUGGAAUCCAACACACUCUGUGAUAGUGAAAGGAAUAGGUAAUUUGCACACAAUGGGAAUGAUGCUAUGUGUUCAACAUACCAUUAACCAUCAGAACUAUGGGGAUAGAUGCAACAGGAUCACUGAGCUCAUCCUUGAGUUGAAGAAGAUCUUUGAGACCCUUAAUAUCAAAUACUCUCUUCUCCCUCAACAAGUCCAAGUGGACAUGACCAAUCUCAGAAAUUAAUAUGUCAUUCAAGAGGUAAAAUAUUGAGGUAGUUCAUUGCUAUGGGGAAGCUAAUCAAGUUACCGAAGGAGCAAAGUUGGCUAUUAUGCUUUAAGAAGGUUAUCAAGCAAUGUAACAACUUACCACAGGCCUCCAAAGGACCUUACCACCUUGACAGAUAGCAACUACCAAGUUUCAAGAUUCGUUAUGACAAAUCCAAUUUGUUUGUUAGUUAAAUUCUGUUAUUUCAUUACUGUCCAUGCGAGAUAUCUUUUUGUUGUGCAUAUAGUAGAAGAACACUUUGUUAUUAUAACUCUCCCAGCUUUUUGUAGAGCACCACUAUUAUUAUGUAUAGGACCAAUUCAUGCUUAAGUGUC
Lycium barbarum (goji berry) is the source of this 2565-nucleotide messenger RNA. Its product is annotated as mechanosensitive ion channel protein 10-like. The coding region runs from base 215 to 2209 and encodes 664 amino acids. Gene Ontology annotation, molecular function: mechanosensitive monoatomic ion channel activity. The transcript has 5 exons. Gene Ontology annotation, cellular component: plasma membrane. NCBI's taxonomy places the organism in Eukaryota, Viridiplantae, Streptophyta, Magnoliopsida, Solanales, Solanaceae. Gene Ontology annotation, biological process: detection of mechanical stimulus; monoatomic anion transport; transmembrane transport. The record is from RefSeq and is a predicted model, not a curated record.